Molecule: messenger RNA, 1583 nt
Organism: Solea senegalensis (Senegalese sole)
Lineage: Eukaryota; Metazoa; Chordata; Actinopteri; Pleuronectiformes; Soleidae
Exons: 11
Coding region: 41-1093 (350 amino acids)
Biological process (GO): mitotic sister chromatid segregation; cell division
Cellular component (GO): MIS12/MIND type complex
Source: RefSeq, a predicted model, not a curated record
GUUGGGCGCGCGCUGCGAAGUAAACUAUUUGAAAGGAAAAAUGGCGGAAAAACAUUCGGAAGCUGGACAAGACGGUUUCGGGUCUAUCGUCGUUGCAGGAAAUCCGAAUGAUGUGAACUCGGUUACACAGACAUCGAAAAGAUGCUCCACAAGCCCCAACACGAGCCUCAGCAUAGCACCUCCACACAAAUCUCCUCGUAUGGAGCCCCUAUCACCAGGCAAAGACACCGCAGAUGCAGAGGAAGCACACCCAGACACAGAGAAACAACAAAUGCAGAUAGAAAACACAGAGGAGCUUUCAAGUGUGCCUGACAGUCCGAGUACACGGAGGAAAUCCUGGAGGAGAGCCACCAUAACCCGACGCUCUUUGCCUGCACUGCCCAACCCUUAUCAGGUUUUGUGCAGUGGCAUAAGUACAUCCUUGUCACAGCAAGAGAGGCUUGAGAAAUUGAUGGAGGCUUCUAUGAUGCUGGCAGUUGAAAGAACUCAAAAUGUGCUCCAGUCUGUGCCCAACACCUUGCUGGACUGUUUUCAAAAUCAAGUUGAGCACAUAAAGAAAGAUUGGGGUUAUAUGACCAAAUGCAUGCACAGUGAAGCUCAGGUGCAUCCAUUCACUACUGCAGCCAGUUCUUGUGAUCCCACAGUGCGAAGAGCCAUGGAAAAAGUCCAGAAAACCAUCAACAGGCUUCAGGCUGAAAGUGAAUCUUGGGGGGCACUGUUGAACAAACACCGCGAUAAGGCAGCGGAAUUAAAAAGGUGGACAUAUGUUGUAAAGAAAGUGGAGCAAGGCCAGGAGGGAGGUGUAUCGUUAGAUGCUACAUGUGUGUCCCAGUCAUCACAGUAUCUUGUCAUCCAGAGCAAACCUGAUUACCAUGGUCUUCUCUCUAGACAACAGCCCAAACUUCAUACAAUAGCAAUGAUUAUGGACACUCAGUGUAAGAUGGUGAGAGAACUUCUGUCUAUCAAGGAGCAGUCCCAGUUAUUGGUGAAGGAGACCAGUAGCCGAUUGGCGAUGGAGGCAGGAUUCCAGGAUCUCUUAUCUGACCCCAUCAGGAACCUAAUGGCGGCACCUUUGCCCUCUGCAAUCAUAUAAUUACUGUGGCAGGAGGCAAGUCAGUCUAGCGGACUGGCUUGCAAUGAAUUGCACAUUAUAUAAGUAUAUACUUAUAUACAUAUGUAGUUUUGCUGUUAUGUGGAAGAGUAAAUUAAUUUUUUGCCCAGUUUUAUUAUUUUCUUUUCUUUUUUAUAUUUCAUAAAAAUGCAUGUGUAAAAAGUAAAUUCACGUUUCCUCUUUAAAAUAGUCUGCAGCAAGACUCGCAAUAUAAUUACUGCAAGUAAUCCAUAUGCUUGACCAGCAGGUGGCAGUGGUUACUUUUAUAAGUCUAUGACAGGUUUGGUUUAUGACUUUGUUGUUGUUUUUUACUUACCUGACAUAGACACAUUUGCACCUGUAAAACCUGAUAAAUGAUUAGGAAUUGGGCAGUUGCCAAAUAUAUUUGUAGGCCAACAUUCUGCAAAGUAAAAAUAUUGGUCUCUCUUUGAAUCAUAAAAUAAAGACUGAAAUAAAUUCCUUACCUCUUUGA